This is a messenger RNA of Podarcis muralis (Common wall lizard), 4043 nucleotides long. It is a transcript of the gene ENKD1, whose product is annotated as enkurin domain containing 1. Gene Ontology annotation, cellular component: cytoplasmic microtubule. Lineage: Eukaryota; Metazoa; Chordata; Lepidosauria; Squamata; Lacertidae. The record is from RefSeq and is a predicted model, not a curated record.
GGAGUACAACUGCCAGGGAUUUGACUCCCGCGCCGCUUCUUCGGAGAGAGCCGCCCAGUGCCGCUGGGCAGAGGAGACCAGAAAUUUCCUUGCAGCAGCUUCCCUACAGUUUCCUGUUCUUCCAGAUAAAUUGGCCAUGCUUUGCCAGUGACUUUGAAGGAGGAAGAACUAAGGAAAGUGAGAUCUUGCGGUUCUUGAUUCCUGGUCUGGAGCUGAGGCUGAGAUGUCAGAGGGGCCCUCCAGGAUUACAGGGCCCAUUCCCCCUGAUCCCUCCCUUUGUCCCGAUUACUACAGGCGUCCCCUAUCAGCACGAGGGAGACUGGAAGGGAACUCUCUGAAGCUGGAUCUGCUGCCCGGCCCCAUUCCUCCAGAAUGCAGCCUCUACCCUGAAUGCUACAGUGCCCGCCUUGCUCACCCUCCUCCACGGAUUAAGCCAAAUGCCAAGGACAUUCUAGAGAUGGGAAAGAAGGGCACAGUGGGAGCUCUCCUGCAGCUGGAUGGGAUCUCCUUCUUCCAGGAGGUGACACCUAAGCGCAAAGAUCACAAGGACUAUGAGAAGGAAAAUCUGAGGCGCAUGCGAGAGAUUCAGCGGAAAUGCAGAGAGAAGGAGCAGGCUCGGGAGCUCAGCCAACCAAAGCCCGUGAAGGCCCUGUGGAAGUCUCAGAAGUAUGAGAGUGUGGAGUCUAAAGUCAAAGCAAAGCUGCAGGAGAGUCCUAGUCCUCCAAAUCCAGAGCAUCAGAGAUACUUGAGAGCCUAUUCGCGCUGCGGUGCAGGAAUUCGUCCAUGCAGGUCACCGUCUCCAAACCCUGCCCAGUCUGGAGCAACAGCAGAUGCAGCAGCUGCAGAAUCACAGAAUGGGAGUGUCAAGAACCAGGAGGAGAGUCAAGGGGUGGACUUUGUCAGCCACAACGCCCGGAACGCCAAACGGGCUCAGCUGCGGCGCUCACGCUCCUUGCAGUCACUGACCGAAGUGCUGGAGCAGAAACGCAAGGAUCAGGAAGAGUACAAUGCUAAGCAGAAAGGCCAUGUCCCCCACUACCUGAUUGAGAGGAAGGACCACUGGCGCAAAGAGGCAGAGGAGCGCCAGCGCAACAUGCCUGACCCCUCCAUGCCACCUGGCCACACCAUGAUGCCAGAGAGCCAGCGGUUGGAGACGCUCAACAACCUCAAACAAAGCCAAGAACGCUUCCUGAAAGACCUCCUGCUGCUUCCAGUGCGAACUGACACCCUCAGCGUCCAGAACAGACGUGCCACCCUGGAGAAUAAGCUUUCGCAGAUCGAGGAGGCACUCAAAAUAUUCUCUCGGCCCAAAGUCUUUAUCAAGCUGGACUCCUAGGCAGAGGCAAGAUGCUCCCUUUCCCAGCCUUCUCUUCUGGACUGCAAUGGAGAGGAAAGGUCUCUCUUUCCUUCCUUGCUCUUUCACUCAGCCAGAAAUCCUCUUCCCCCUCUCAGCCAUCCUUGCUGGCUGACUCGGUGAUGCAAGCUUCUGCCCCACACUUGUGUGGCUGACCACUCUCUGGUGCUUGCUCUUGGCACCCAGCCUUUCAGGAGCUGGGAUGCAACAGAGGUCUCAAUCAUACCUGUCUGCUUGUCUUGCUUCACACCCAAGGGCAGGGAGAAUCUGUGGCCUACCAAAAGUUGCUGAACUUUGAUUUCCAUCUGAACACAGCCCGGCCAGUGUUCAAGGGUGAUGAAUGUUGUAGUUCAAACUGCAUCUGGAAGGCCACAGGUUCCCCUUCCUUGUUCUUCAGGCAAAAGGAGUGUUGCCAAAAAGGAGAUGGGAUGGUUGGUGGCGGAGGGGAGAGAGAGAGGUGCUUGGUCUCAGAGGAAUCUGGCCAUUGUGAGAUCUGUAAAUCCUCUGUAGCCACAGCUUGAAUUUGCAGAGAUGCCCCUCUGGGAAGAGUGCAUUGAGGAGCUCUAACAGUACAGCAGGACUGAGCAGGCACCCUGGGCAUUGUUCUGCUUUUUUGCAAGACGGUUCAGGUAGACGCAUUGGCUGGACAAGCGGCCAGUGCUCAGAGGGAUAGGUGUUCAAUUUUAACUUAAAUAGUUGGGUAGGUUUUUAAAUAAAUAAAUAAAUAAACUUUUGAAAGCACUUGUCACAGAACAGAGGCGGAAACUGGGUGCCUUCACAAGCACUCUGGAAGAUUAUUUAAAUGGCUGAGGGAUUAUUUUUAAUUUACAGAUAUAUGGUGAAUGCAUCCUCCAUUUGGAUGAUACAUCGUACAAACACAGCAAGUCUCUGCUCCUCAGAACUGCAGGCAAGGAUGAAUCAUAGGAGCACCUGCUUUGCAUAAACAGAAGGCCCCUCUGGCACCUCCACCUAAAUGGGUCAGGAGGGGAUGAGAGAGACCCUGUGCUGAGAGUGUGCAGAGAAAGGGAUUGUUGGACGUGGAGUCUUACCUAACAGAAGCCUGUAUAAGGAUCCAUAGUUGGAUAAGAAGUUCAGUAUUAGGAAGGAUGCUAAGUAGGCCCAGCAAGAUUCAAACAGUCAUAGGCUCAUGUGAAGUGGAAUUCAAGUGCCUGUUUCUUUUUUUAAUAUAAUUAAUCUGAAAAGCUGCACUUGAUUCUGCGUCAUGGAAAAGCUGCUGCUGCCUUUUACACUAACACAAAGCUAAGGUAGAGGAGAUGGGGCUGCUGCUUAUGUUUUGCUGCCUUUCAGGCUUGUCCUUCAUUUCUAAAGGACCCUGGAGCCAAGUGGCACUGAAGUCAUAGGAAGGGCAAAGAUAAUCCAUAUCUUUUAAGAGCUGGCAGGAUUGAGCAGCAUAGCAGGGUUGGAAAGGGUUAAUAAGGUUAACAGGCAAUCUAGUUCUGCCACCCCAGAACAACAACAACCCAAACCAAACCCUGGACAGGGUUGCAGUGAAGGGUGAUGGACAGCAGUAGCAGGAUUGAUUGCCUCCCCGUGGGGUAGUCGGAGUAUAUAAAACAUUUCCUCCCCUCUGGAAAUGACAGACAAGUGUUAUUUCGGCUGUGCAAACUCUCCUAGCCAGUUUUUUUUUGGGGGUGGGGGUAAUGGUCCAAAGCCCUGACAGCUUUGUACUGUCUUCAAGUGUUCACCUUUCCAUGCAAAAAUUGUAGUUUCAGGCACCUAGAAGAGUUACCUCGACUGACAAAGCAGAGAAAAGCUUGGUUAGUUUUCUGUGGACCUUGUGCUUGUUAGGGCACCAGUAACAGGUUAUAUUAUGUGGGAAGCAGGCAUGCUGUGGCCCUGAUACAGGACUGCAGGUUGACCAGUUGACCAUCUGUUAACUCAGUCACUACCCUUGAGAAGAGGUAGAUUUGGAUGGGAGGCUCACAGUGCAUGGAGAUUCGCAAUUUAACCCUUCUGUAUCUGCAGACCUGACACAAAAGCAGAUUCCUUACAAAGCAAUCGGGCUUGGAAACAAUCUUCAAAUUGAUUUAAGAUAUCACUGCAUCAAGUGGGUGCUGCAGCACAGAAUAACCCUUUACAUCCCAAUUUCAACCCCUCCCUGCUUGGCAACAGCUUCCAAGUGGGAGUGAAUGGUGGGUCACGGACCCUCAUUUAGAGUUCUUAAAUCCCAGAGACUUUCACGUGGCUGGCUGGUUGUAAACAUGGCCUGCAGUGACUCUCUACAGGUAAAUUACUGCACCGUGUUUAAGGCCAACAGUGGGAACGAAGAGAUGCCCUGAACCCUGUACCUGGCCACUGCUGUCCUCUGCUGGUGGACCCCAGUAAUUGUACAAGAUAAUGAUUCACAGCAAAUCAAGGUAUUAGGCUGCGAAACGUCUCUCCUGAGGUGGAAGCAGCUGCUGUUGGCUAGUUUGCCAUGAUUUAAGAUCCCCUACUACAGACUAUGAGCAUCUUAGCUGGUCAGACUUAAAAUGAACAAAACAAGAGAAGACUACCUUCCUUCAAUUUAGAAUGGUAAAUUAAACAUCUCCCUAAAAACCAUUUCAGUGCAGAUGAUCCUGACCUGGUAGAAAUGCAGCUGGGAUGAAUGGGUGAUUUGUUAGAGAUGCUUCUAUUUCCUUUCGUCAGUUGGUUUUUGUAGGAGAAAAAUGAAAGCGAUGUGGAAGGA